AUGAAUUUUGGAAAGCCACUAUCGAACUACGAAUUGGGACACUGCCGCCGCUUCUGUUUCAACGGCGGAGCCUGUACAGGCUGCUACCGUGACGCCUUUGGCCUGGCCCAGUGUACCGGCUGUGUAUGUCCAACCAACCUAUGGACCGGGGAGCGCUGUGAAGUGAGGGUUGGUACCGUUGGAACUGUACCAACACCCGCUGUCGCCGAUGUGCUCGCCUGGCUGUUCGGCAUAGUGGCACUCCUACUUUGUGCUCUCCUUAUCACCAUUUACAUCCAUAAAAAGCGCAAUUCCAAAGUCCAGGACUCCACAACUACAGAAGAAGGCGCUUUCUAA
Messenger RNA from Dibothriocephalus latus, 336 nucleotides. NCBI's taxonomy places the organism in Eukaryota, Metazoa, Platyhelminthes, Cestoda, Diphyllobothriidea, Diphyllobothriidae. The record is from the annotation of a GenBank genome assembly.